Molecule: messenger RNA, 2181 nt
Organism: Zingiber officinale
Lineage: Eukaryota; Viridiplantae; Streptophyta; Magnoliopsida; Zingiberales; Zingiberaceae
Exons: 6
Coding region: 595-2124 (509 amino acids)
Source: RefSeq, a predicted model, not a curated record
AUUGGUUCGAUUAUGAACCCAUUGAAAACCCUCCCUACUCAUGAAUGAUUCUUUCUUUCUUCUUUCUUCUUUCUUCUUUCUUCUUUCUUCAUCUGUUAGUUCUUCGGCAGAAAAGAUACAACUUUGUCUUAAUUGGGUACCAAUCCAACAAACCGUGUCCCAUUGCCUGCACCAAUCAAGCGAUUGCGUGCGAAUGCGAGUGAGAGGCCAAUGAAUUGCGUGAACGGAGGAUACAGAUUAAUUAAUCUCUCGUGAACGCAUUAAUAUUUUCCUUUUUUUUUUCCAAAGUUUACGCGAAUUGAAAUUGACGAGGGAUUAAUUUGCAAGCAAAUUUAUUUAUUUUCUGCAAGCGUUUGCUUUAUCAAGACGUGCGUGGACCAUGAAGCUUUUGCAAGGAAGAAAAAGAAGAAGAAGAAAGAAGAUAUUCUUAGUAACUUGGCAGUCUCAAGCUGCUGCAUCCUUGUCGCUGACUUCCAACUACCAAGUCCAGUUUUUUGUAAUGGAGCAGCCUCUCGUACCCCACAACUCUUUCUUCUCCUUUCUUCCUUGUUCUUCCCAUUCUGAUCACAGUCCCAAUCAGAGACGCUAGCUCUCAUGGAGUACGAACGCAUCCACCAGCCGUUCUUUCCUCAGGGCGGCGGCGGCGGCGGCGGCGGAUUCUCUCCGAAGAAGCUCCGGGAGAAGCUGCUUCGAGUGGAGAAGAGGAGACAUGAAGAGUUGGAACAGGAAUCGAAGGCGUCGUUGAGAUCGGAGCAUACGGAGGUCGAGAGCGGAAGGGCGAGCGAGGCGGGUAGUUGCAAGGAUGUAGAGUGCUCCAUUUCAAUGGAGUUCACGGGCAGCCAUGGGAGGAGAGAUCUCGCCAUCGGCGCAUGGAGGAUCGAUUCUCUCGAAUCAGACGGCGUGGCCACCGGAUUCCAGUUCCAGAAGGCGGAGAGGACGCCGCUACCACCGCACCGGUUGACGACGGGUACGGCGACGCUAGCACCGCCAUUUUCAAAGCCAGCGCCGUCGAAGUGGGACGAUGCGCAGAAGUGGAUUGCGAGGCCGACACCGAACCGAGGGGGAAACAAGGGCGGCGGUGGCGUCGGAGGGCAGGCUAAGAAAGGAGGCUUAGCUGGGUACAUAACUCGAAAGGUGGCUGCUAAGGUCGUUUUGGACGAAGCAGAGACCAAGAGAGUGGCCGUGAGCGUGAGCCAUGCGAAGAAAAAGGUGGAUUCAGGAGCGAAGCCGGCGGUUGUUUUCGAGAAUCCAGUGGUUAAUGCAGAUGCUGAUCCAAGUCGGCACGAUUUAUCAGCAUCUGCUCGGAGCACUACUACAAUAUUUGUGACGCCGGGAACUGCUGUCAGGGCUGUUUCCAUGAGGGAUAUGGGCACAGAAAUGACUCCUGCAGUAAGCCAAGAGCCUUCUCGAACGGAAACGCCCAUUAGAGCAACUUCGCCGUCGACUGGUCCACCUUUCCCCCAUCGAUCGACAGCGCAAAGAACAGCUCCGUGUUCAACAACUCAGACACACUCAUCUGCUGGCAACGAGGAACAGAGCAUCCAGGAGAUGUCGGAGAAGGAGCAACGAAGAAAAACAAGGAGGGAGAUAAUGGUGCUCGGCCAGCAAUUGGGGAAGACGAACAUAGCUGCAUGGGCCGGCAAGGAAGACGAGGAAAUGAUGGAUGCAUCGGCGGUUUUGGCCAUGUCGGUGCCGAAGGACCACCCUGCCGAAAGUGCAACUGAAGCUCGAGCAGUGGCAUGGGAAGAAGCUAAGAAGACCAAGCAUCUCGUUAGGUUUAAACUAGAAGAGAUCAAAAUCGCGGCAUGGGAAGAUCGUCAAAAAGCGACAAUAGAAGCUGAAAUGAGGAAAGUUGAGGUUGAGGUAGAGAGAACGAGGGCAUCUUCGCACGAGAGGUUAAUGAACCAGCUUGCUGCCGUGCGCCACAAAGCCGAAGCAAAGCGCGCUGCAGCAGAAGCCAAAAGAGACCAACAAGCUGUUAAAAAUACUCGACGGGCUGACUAUAUCAGAAGAACUGGUCAGAUUCCUUCUAGAUUUCCUUGCCGGAGUUGGUAUUCUUUGCGCAGAUUUCUUUGGAGCAAAGAUUCAAUCCGCAGUGAGAGUAAUGAGAAGAUUUUAAAGUAGAUAUGUUAAAUCUGUAGUUAUUAUCGUUUUUUAAUAUUCAGAUAUUCUUUAUCAAAA